This is a messenger RNA of Aphanomyces invadans, 1613 nucleotides long. RefSeq lists its product as hypothetical. NCBI's taxonomy places the organism in Eukaryota, Oomycota, Saprolegniomycetes, Saprolegniales, Verrucalvaceae. The transcript is spliced from 4 exons. Gene Ontology annotation, molecular function: CDP-diacylglycerol-glycerol-3-phosphate 3-phosphatidyltransferase activity. Gene Ontology annotation, biological process: cardiolipin biosynthetic process. The record is from RefSeq and is a predicted model, not a curated record. Bases 32 to 1432 code for a protein of 466 amino acids. Gene Ontology annotation, cellular component: mitochondrion.
GCCACGUUGACCGCGGUUGUCGCCAUUCGACAUGGGCCCGGCAGCUCCGGAUGCGUCCGCCAUCGGCGAUGUCAUCGAUGAUCUCCGUGAGUCCACGCCCUCGUUCCCUCUUAAUGGAAGCGAUGUUACGAUUCUGCAUUCUCCCACGGACUUCUACAACCAACUGCUGCAGAACAUUCAUCGCGCCAAGAAGCGCAUCUCGAUUUCGUCGUUGUACAUUGGGAACGACGCACUCAGUCGUCGGUUGGUGCAAGCGUUGCAAGAUGCGUGUCAAGACAAUCCAUCCCUUCAGGUUUCUAUCGUGUUGGACUACUCCCGUGGCCAGCGUGGUGGGCCAACGAGCUCUGUUGCCGUCCUGACACCGCUCCUUGCCACCUUUCCGUCAAAGGUAUCGUUGCAUCUGUACCGCGUACCCCAACUCGACCGAUGGGGUUUUUUGCCGCCGCCUUUUGAUGAAACGAUCGGAGUCUCCCAUACCAAAGUAUACCUCUGCGAUGAUACACUCAUCAUGAGCGGCGCCAACCUCAGCGGCGACUACUUCACUCAGCGCCAAGACCGAUACUUGCAGUUGUACAACGCCAACUUGGCCGAGUUUUACCACACCUUUGUCCAGAUUCUGACCAACCACGCUCACCACGUUCAACUCGUUCCAUGCACGACAGGGGCAACCUCGUCCAAGGCUUCUGUCGGCGCCAUGGCGACGAACAAAAUCGUGCCGCCAAAGACGACUCAUGCGGAUUUCGCUUCAGCCCUUCUCUCUCUACAAGACUAUCAGCCUACUACCCCUCGAUGGACCACCGACGCCAUGGCUAUCCCGACCAUCCAGUUUUCUCCACUCGAAAUUCUCCAUGACGAGGACACACUAUCCCAUGUCCUCCACCGAUUACCCAGUGCCAGUCGUAUCGGCAUCGCGUCUGGAUAUCUCAACUUUCCUCCGUUUCUUAUGCGAUUGCUGGCGGAACGAGCAUUUCACUUGGACGUGGUGACUGCCGCGCCUUCUGCGAACGGCUUCUUCAAUGGCAAUGGCAUCAAAGGAGCGUUGCCGAUGGCGUAUUCCCUCAUCGAAGGGGAAUUCUACCACCGAUUUGCCGACUCCCCACUUACAUUGCGUGAAUAUAACCGAGACGCAUGGACCUUUCAUGCCAAAGGCAUGUGGAUCCAACAUGACGACGAAGCGUUGACCGUGGUUGGCAGCUCCAACUUCGGUCAGCGAUCGUACGGACGCGACCUCGAGUCUCAGGUGUUUCUGUACUCGACAAAUUCGACGCUCCGGUCCCAGUUAAAAGACGAGUACACCCGCCUCACGAAGCACAGCGAGGCUGUGACCGAGUCGCUGUGGAAGAGGCCCGAGCGGAAGCUCCAAGGUCUGCUCAACUGGAAGUCUGGGCACUGGAUACGACCAGCCAUGAGGGCGGUCAAGUCCUUCUUGUAGCAUGCAGAACCCCCUCCUUCCCAUGCAUAUAGCGAUGUGUGUGCGCUUGCACGCGGAAUGUUGCACGGCCCUCUCCCAUCAUUCGUCGACAAGCCAGUGCCAACAGCGCAGGGAUGCCUUUCCCGCGCAUUCAAUAACCUUUGCAAAAUUAUAGCAUUUAUGCCAAACCCUUCGCGUUUCC